This is a messenger RNA of Trichoderma harzianum CBS 226.95, 1521 nucleotides long. RefSeq lists its product as hypothetical. Gene Ontology annotation, molecular function: protein heterodimerization activity; DNA-binding transcription activator activity, RNA polymerase II-specific; DNA binding. The transcript is spliced from 6 exons. Gene Ontology annotation, biological process: regulation of DNA-templated transcription. The record is from RefSeq and is a predicted model, not a curated record. Gene Ontology annotation, cellular component: nucleus; CCAAT-binding factor complex. Lineage: Eukaryota; Fungi; Ascomycota; Sordariomycetes; Hypocreales; Hypocreaceae. Bases 227 to 1069 code for a protein of 280 amino acids.
ACCUCUGACAACAUCACCUAAGGCAGCCCAAAAUCAACAACGCGAUCGCUACGCUUCGACUCCAGUUACACCGUUACGCGCUCAUAUUAUACCCAACAGUGUUUUUGUUCUUGCUCAAAGUUGCUCAAAGUUGUUCAACCAAGCUCCACGAGUAAUCACAAUAGUAGCGUCCCUCGCAUCAUCACGACUAUCACUAUCGCUACUCGUCAACCGUCCAGCUUAGACAAUGGAAUCACAAAAUCAAUCCGCACCAGCCCACCCUUCACAUAACCGACCUACACCAGUGUACGAUCCUACACAAGGUGGACACUAUGGUGCCUGUGCUGCACUUGCCUCGCAAGGCUUUGCGCCCGCAGAGCUCUAUACCGGUCCCUGGGCCAAUGUUCAUCAGGGACUCACAGGACAGUACAAGGAUAUCCUGACGACGUACUGGCAACAAACAAUCAGCCAUUUGGAGAGUGACACUCAUGAUUACAAAAUCCAUCAACUUCCCCUCGCCCGCAUCAAGAAGGUCAUGAAGGCGGAUCCUGAAGUCAAAAUGAUCUCGGCAGAGGCACCAAUCCUCUUUGCCAAAGGCUGCGACAUAUUCAUCACCGAACUUACCAUGCGAGCUUGGAUUCAUGCUGAGGAGAACAAGAGGCGCACAUUACAGCGCUCCGAUAUUGCCUCUGCACUUGCUAAGUCGGACAUGUUUGAUUUCCUGAUCGAUAUUGUCCCGAGGGAAGAAGCUACGGCACACGCUAAACGAACUACCACACAGCCCUCCGCCGCGCCUGUUCCAGGGCCGGGUCAGGCGCCAAUGCCGGGGCAGCAUGCCGGCAUGGCCCAGUCGGCUGGACAUCCAUCGUCUCACCCAAUGGCCACCGCAGAUUAUAUGGGCGGACAUGCCCUUGCUUCUGAGCAGGAUUACAGACAAGCUCCCAACAUGUAUCCCGGCCAGGCCCCUCCCGCCCCUUAUGGACAACCCCAAGCACAAGCGGCCAUGUAUAGUGAGAUGGAGGGCAUGUACCAACAAUAUUCGGCAAUGCAGCCGCAACAGGCAUCUAUGCCGUCUGAGGAGUUUGAAUAGGGGCCUCCUCAUAAGCAGGAUGAAAAGGAAGAGGUAAUUGAUCUAACGCUUACAUGACGACAAGUGCUCUUUCAACUCCUGUUGCGGCACAUAACAGUCGCAGCCUCAAAGUGGCCAUGUGGGUAGCUGCUAAUGCGAAAGAGUCUCUAGAUAUGCAAAAUGGACAAGCAUAUCUUGUAGUUUAGAGAGGCGUCUAGAAAUUGCUUUGCUUCAUUUCAUGAUAGCAAAGCGAGAUAAGUUGGAAAGUGGCGCAGCUCUCCCUGAAGGCUGCGCGGUAGGAGUAAGCCUACGUUGUGUUAGCUUUUGUCUUUUAAGGGGUUUUUCGUUGUUUUUGUUUAUUUUCAGGUGUUCCGGUGAUGGCAUACUUCUCAAGUAGGAUCGGCCCAUUGAGCACGUCAACUCGGCCAUAUUUCUUGUUGCGGAUUGAAAUAUCAUAAAAUUCUUCAUGAUUG